UUGCUCCUUGGAUGGUAACUUUGCUCCAAGAAAAAAAAAAGUUAAGUUCCGUUCCAGACGAAAGUGGUUGUUAGCUGGGUAAAUUUUUAUGUUUUUGUCGGGUAAUACAAGAUUUCACCUGGCAACACCGGUAUGAUUGACUGUCAAAAGUUUAAACGUCAUGUCAGUAGCUGUCAAAACUUCAACACGCGUGUAUGCAACCGAUUUUGUUUAUUCAAAAAAUCUGUUCCAAUCUCCAACAUCUCUGGAUGAAAUUUGAUAAUCAUGCCCAGAAAGUACGUUAGAAGGAUUGACGCACGGCGUUAUAAAGCCUACACUGAAGAUGCGUUGGAAGAAUGUCUGCGGGCUAUAGAGUCGAAAGUUUUAACCCAAAGAAAAGCAGCUGCACAAUUUAAUAUUCCAAGAAGAACACUCAUCAACAGAAUUAAGGCUAGAAAAGACCGCAAAAAGGUUGGUGGACCCGGAUUUCCACCCAUAUUUAAUGAUGAAGAAGAAUUACAUUUCUGCGACUGCGUUGAAAGAAUGGGCCAGUACGGAUUUCCACUGUCGGAGUUGGAUUUACGCAUGAAAAUUAAAUUGGUGAAAAAGGUGGGACAGUAUGUGGUCUUCAUGUUUGAAGGUGAAAUCUUCCCUGGUGUAAUAACGAAGAUAUCUGGCAAAGGCCCUACAAUAUCGGCCAUGCAGAGAUCCCUCAAAAAUUGGAAAUGGCCAAAACCCAAAGAUGAGAUUAUGUACAAAUGGGCGGACGUCCUAGGAGGCAUAAACGUUCCCAAAAAAGUAGGAAGGCGAGAGUUUUAUUCCAUUCCUGAACUAGAUUAUUUGUGGACUGUUUGAUUUCUUACCUAUUCCUUACCUAACUAAUAUUUCGUGUUGUUGAAACAACAUUUUUGUUUUGUUUUGUUUACAUAGGUGAAAGUUACCUGAUAUUUUGUUUUGUUUUUAUAGGUAGGCUACCAGAUCUCUUUACAUUUAAUGGUUGCAAUUAAAAGCAAUAACUUGCGAAAUGUUUAUAAACGUUGAUUUAUGAGAAACUUUAUGUGUAAUAAUAAGAAUUAUUCAAGUUUAAGACUGAUUCUAAUGGAGCUACAAGGUAUAUUUUGAUUGAUCUCAAUAAAAAAAACUGUGAUUCUGAGCGAAAUUUGUGUUUUUCUGCUACCCCAACUAUCAUCCAAUGGAGCAUUGAUGAAUAAAGCACGUUAUUUAAUGCUCCACGCCAGAAAUAGCUCCGAAUCCAAAGUAAUCUUGCCUUGGAGCAAAGUAUCCUGCUUCAUACAGAUUACUUUGCUCCAAAAACAAAGUUUUAAAAUAUCGAAUGUAUCAACUAAACUGGAACAAAUUUCAACCUAAAGGGUAGAUAAAGAGUACAUAUUUCCCAGAAAACCAUUGAAAGUACAAUAACUCCAUAUUUAUAAAAGAUGCGAUGCGAUUCGUAAAAGUGGAGCCAAUUUUGGAGCAAAGUAGGAC
Molecule: messenger RNA, 1464 nt
Organism: Leguminivora glycinivorella
Lineage: Eukaryota; Metazoa; Arthropoda; Insecta; Lepidoptera; Tortricidae
Exons: 2
Coding region: 265-834 (189 amino acids)
Molecular function (GO): DNA binding
Source: RefSeq, a predicted model, not a curated record